Messenger RNA from Dissoconium aciculare CBS 342.82, 1710 nucleotides. RefSeq names its product phosphoserine phosphatase serb. NCBI's taxonomy places the organism in Eukaryota, Fungi, Ascomycota, Dothideomycetes, Mycosphaerellales, Dissoconiaceae. Gene Ontology annotation, molecular function: magnesium ion binding; L-phosphoserine phosphatase activity. The record is from RefSeq and is a predicted model, not a curated record. Gene Ontology annotation, biological process: L-serine biosynthetic process; dephosphorylation. Gene Ontology annotation, cellular component: cytoplasm. The transcript has a single exon. The coding region runs from base 346 to 1383 and encodes 345 amino acids.
AUUCGCAAAGCUUGGCCUUACGAUUGCGUUGUACCAUACCAAGGAUUUGCAGAAAGGCACCUGUCUCAACUCUGUAACUAUAGUGACCCAUCAUAUACACAACCAUUGAAAGCUGCCCUCGCGCUAGUCUCAAAACGGUUUCCAGCUACCGACCUCGGGAGAGCUUGGAUUUUUUGGAGUUCGCCAUUCUUGAUGCUGCCCAGGUGGCAUUUGAAUAUUCAGUAAUCGAACAGUGCUACUCUGUCAAGCAGCUUGUCUCAGGUUUUCUUUAAAGCUGUACACCCGUACUGGGGCCGUCUUCUGAAGCCAUACCAUACUCAAGGGAGAUCAGGUCAAGACGAAACCAUGGGAUCGACGCCGCCAGGUCCAGAGCUUGUUGCUCUGUUGUUCAGCAACGAGCCUAUAGAUACCCCGGCAUGGCAACCGCUCAUAGACGAAGCAACGAAACAAAUUCAAAAGCAUUUCCAACCUCCAUUAUCCGAGACUGCAGCCCCGAAGAUCAAAUUUCUCGAUUCGCAAGCAACAACAUCGACAGCGCGUAUCGCCGAACUCGUCAUCUCUGUUGGUUCCACACCAAACCUUGCUGAUUGCAAGAUCUUUGUCAACCAUGCAGAAGCAGAUUUCUGGCAUGCAAAGGGAGUGCAGAUUGUCCUACAGCCUAGCGUGCUCUACGAUGUUCAUCGCAUCCCCGGUCUCGCUGUGUUCGACAUGGACAGCACCCUCAUCCAACAAGAAGUGAUCGAUGAGCUCGCUCGCGCUGUAGGCUUGUACGAAAAAGUCGCCGCAAUCACCGAAGCCGCUAUGCGCGGCGAGGCCCCGUACACCGACUUCACAGCAUCGCUGCGGGCGCGCGUAGCUUUGCUCGACGGAGUGCCCACUAGCAUCUGGCAGCAGCUUCGGGAGGGAACCAUCACCUUCACCCCCGGCGCAGUCGAACUCGUCAAAUCAUUGCGCCAGCUCGGCUGGAAGACCGCCGUGUUCAGCGGCGGUUUCAUCAACCUCGCAAGCUGGGUCAAGGACACCCUCGGACUAGACUACGCUCACGCCAACCACCUCGUCAGCGACCCAGCACGGAACGUCCUCACCGGCGAACUCGUGCCAGACGCCCCCAUCAUCCACGCCGAGAAGAAACGAGAACUCCUCAAGCACUACGCCAGUGAGCUGGGAAUUCCUAUCGAGCGCGUCAUCGCCGUCGGCGACGGCUCCAAUGAUCUCCUGAUGAUGGGCGCCGCGGGACUCGGCAUCGCGUUUAACGCGAAGCCCAAGGUCCAACUCGCUGCUCCGAGCAAGCUGAACACCCAAUCUCUGCUCGAUGUCAUGCAUAUCCUCGGAUACACCGCCGAAGAAGUACAGGCGCUCGUGCAGAAGGCGUCGGUCGCGUGACGCUGAGCCUGAUGGUUGGACUUCGCACUUGGAUCAUUUCUUGUCAAUGCUCGGAUGUUCCGACCCGUGAUCUUGGAAGCGCAGAAUUUCCUUGGGAUUGGCAGUCACUUUUCGGAUGUGCCGAACAAUGCGGCGCGAAAACGAUUGGCGGGGUCGAUUGGUAGAUCUAGUAGAAGGGCUACUCGGCCCAAUUUAUUACAUGGCGUGAUGUUUCCACUGGCGCCACUUUCAUGAUUUUACGUCAGACGAGUUUCUUUGCCGGUGUCGCCACAACCGUUGCUUGUUAUCCACGGAGGCUUUCUGGCUCAUCAGCACUGGCUAAUAGAA